Molecule: messenger RNA, 2882 nt
Organism: Nothobranchius furzeri (turquoise killifish)
Lineage: Eukaryota; Metazoa; Chordata; Actinopteri; Cyprinodontiformes; Nothobranchiidae
Gene: entpd3
Product: ectonucleoside triphosphate diphosphohydrolase 3
Cellular component (GO): plasma membrane
Molecular function (GO): hydrolase activity
Source: RefSeq, a predicted model, not a curated record
GUACAUUCACUGCUCCUCCCAUGUUUCAGCACACCCUGAUUUUCAACUGCACUAAGCCUCACCACUCAUGUUCUCGUUGGGCAGUCACUCCUUCGAUCUCUCCCACUCACGACACACUUCAGUUGGCUCUCUCCCUCGCUCUAUCGCUCCCUCACUUCACCUGAUGCUCCCUUGUUUCCUGCCGUGUUCCUUCAUUUCUUCUUUAGAUACAUAUCUCCUGAUCUGCAAACCAGCUCUUCAAGGAAAUGGCCUCCAAAAAUAAAAUGGGCUACAAGUGUCGUAUAGCUGGAGUGGUGCUCCUCUUGUUGGCCGGUAUUGCUGCUCUGGUCACAGUUGCUGUUGUCCAGGACACACUGAAGAGAAAAGAGUACAGCUUAGAGUUUGGCAUUGUGAUAGACUCUGGUUCAUCUCGUUCCAACGUGUAUCUGUAUGAAUGGCCAGGAGAGAAGGAGAAUGAAACAGGAAUAGUGACUGAACGAAUGAACUGUAAAGUCAAAGGUGUUUCUAUCUCGGGGAUGAAAGUCGAUCCCAUUAAAGAUGAAGAAACGUGGAAGGGAUUCAACCGCUGUAUGGAUGACAUCAUCAAAAGUAUUCCAGAAGCAAAGCACAAAACCACGCCUCUCUUUCUGGGAGCUACAGCGGGAAUGCGACUCUUACAAGAGGAAAACAAACAGAGAUCUGAAGAAGUCAUGGAAAGUCUUCGAGGGUACCUGACUUCACUGCCCUUUAACUUCCAGAAUGCUUCUAUAAUGACUGGGCAGGAAGAAGGGCUGUACGGCUGGAUCACAGUCAACUACUUGAUGGGAAACUUCCUUGAGAAAAACCUUUGGAACGCUUAUGUGCGCCCACAGGGGGCGAAGACGGUUGGCUCCAUGGACCUUGGUGGAGCGUCAACACAGAUUGCCUUUCAAGUUCAGGAACGUGGAAAUGGGCCUGACUACUUGCAGGUCAAACUGUACGGUUACCCGUACACCGUCUACACACACAGUUUCCUCUGCUAUGGCAAAAAUGAGGCUGACAAGAGGAUUCUUGACAAAAUAGUCCAGGAAUCCUCCAACCCAACUUCCAUAGUUAACCCCUGCUACCCAAGAGGUUACAACACCACCCUGAAUGUCUCAGAAAUUUACGACACCGAGUGCACAAAGAAAGCCCGAACCUACAACCCUGAUCAAAAGCUGUACUUGGUUGGUGCUCCAGACUCAGAAAAAUGUGGGGAAAUUGUGAAGUCCAUAUUCGAUUUCAAAACGUGCUCCACAUCACACUGUUCCUUUGAUGGGGUUGAGCAGCCACCCGUUACCGGAGAAUUCAUGGCGUACGCUGGAUUCUACUACCUGGCUCAAGCUCUGAUGGUGAAUGGCACGUCGGAUCUUGAUCAGUUCAAAGCUUCAGUUGAGAACUUCUGCCAAACACCUUGGACCGUGCUGAAACAACAAAAAUCACUGAUUGCUGACAAACACCUCAGGACCUAUUGUUAUAGCACUCGCUACAUCCUCACACUCUUGGCAGAUGGAUACAAGUUUAAUAAAGAAACAUGGAAAAAUAUUCACUUCGAAAAAACGAUAAAGGAAACACACAUAGGCUGGAGUUUGGGCUACAUGCUGAGCUUGUCCAACAUGAUCCCGUCUGAAGUAAAAGAAAUCCCACCAAUGACAAACCCCGUCUUCGCUGGCCUUAUCUUUUUAUUUUCAGCUUUGAUCAUUGUAACUGUUGUUCUAGUGUUUAUUAUCCUCAUCCGUACUUGCUACUGAGAACAUGUGACUCAGCAAAUUGCCAAAAGCCAAGAAGGCAUAUUUGUAAGUUGAGGAAUGCUGUAAAGUAGCAUGUGUGUUCAAGUUUCAAUAAUGGUAAAAAAUAGUGAUGCCCAAAUUAACAUUCCUAUUUCCAUUUCUAAAGUUGUCAGUGUAACAGGAUUGUAAAGAGCAGCUGAAAAAGCCUCAAACGCCGUUUCUUUUGUAUCUCAGGGAAGCUACGGAAGCAUCAAUCACGAUGUCUUCAUAUUUGGUCAAACAAUUAGCACAAUGGUUGAGUAAUGAAUGAAACCCCUAAAAAUUCAACUUCUGCUUGUUCUUGUUGCACAGUGUAUACUUAAAAAAUACGAUAAACUCACGUCUUCACACUUGGCAGCUCACUUGUAACUUUAUGCAAAAGCAAGUGUGGUUUUAAUUUGUUGCCUUUUUUCCUGUAUGAAAAAUGUAUUUGCACUAAAAUGCAUCUACUUUCUCCUAAAGCUUUAAUGUAGCAGUAAAAAUCUGUUGAAAUCUACAGCAGGUGCUCAUCUGCUAUUGACUUACUGAAUGAAAACCAUCCCAACACAUAAUCCACUGGAUGCACACGGUGGCAUUUUGAAAAGCUACAGAGCCUCCUUUCUUGGUUCUUGAAGAUUUUUUGUCUUUGCCAAAAUAUUUCUACAGUUAUAACUGAGGAAUUUUAACUUCAAGGUCAGACCAGCCGAACAACAGCUUAUAAUCCUGAAACUUCCUAAAAUGAACAAAGAAAAUCUUUGGAAACAGUUGAAAUUAUUUCAAGAAAUGCUAAAAAGUUUCUGCUGCAAUCGAAGCACUUAUUAGCAGUAAUGUUCCCCAACGAUGUACUGAACUGCCCUUAAAGUGUUGUUGAGUGUUCAUUACUUUUUAAAAUUAUGAGUGAAUUCCAUAAUAUCUAAAAGGAAGUCCAAAUUACUCAUUGAAACAACUUUUUUGUUUUUAUGUCAACACAAUAACUUUGUAUCUGUAAAAACUUGGUUUCAAGUGUACUGGUUAUUUUGUCAUUGCACUAGAGAACCUAAUGCAUGUUUCUCACUGGUUGCACUGGCACAUCUGUUUUGGUAAUGUCUUCAUAUUGAUCAUUACUCUAAUAAAUAAUAAACAUAUCGUUGAACUGCA